CGGGUCGCCCUUCCGCCUCCCCGAGGGCUCCUGAGGGUAGGGGCGCGACCGCGGCCGCUGGCGCAGUUGGGCCCUCCGAGUAGGGGGUGCAGCCGGCGGCCCGGCGGGGUCGGGCAAUGCCUCCGGGGCGCCAUGGACCCGCGGCAGGGGUAUCCCCUCCACAGAUAUCACCCGCAUCAGGCUCAAGGCUAUGAAUACAGCAAGCUCGCUUACCAGCAGCGGGACCCAGGAUCUGCCAUUCAUUGUUUCCGGCGCCAGCAAAUAGAGUUUCUCAAGGGAUUGCUCCCGGAAGUGCCCUUGACUGGAAAGCAGACACCGUCACUGCUGCCAUUCCCCCCAGGGCUCCGGCCAAGGUUUCCAGGACUACCUGCCAGAGAUAGGCAACCAGAGAUCUGGGGUGUCCCCAGGGACGUGCCUGUCAGAAGGAGGGGGCUCCAGAGAGGGGUCCAGCACUCUUCGCCGCGUGGCAGGGUUCUGCCCUGCAAAGGUGUUGACAGGCUUGCCUCACAUUUCCAGGAUCUCAGUAUCAACCAGGAUCAGGAGCAGAGGAUCUUAGGGCUCUUGGAGGAGCUCAGGGAAGGGGAGGCUGUCUCAGCAAAAUAUCUGGCUGGGAAGCUCCGAGUCCCAAAGAAGGGAGUCAACCAAGCUCUGUACUCCCUGGCAAAGAGGGGUAAGCUGCGGCAGGAGGCAGGAAACCCCCCUCUGUGGAGCCUCGCGGUUUCAGUUCCGGCCGAAAACCAGCACAGCACAGCAGGCUUGGAACCAGCGCAAGAGGAUCCAGAUCACUGUAGCCAGGGGACCGCAGAGUCAGACCACAGUUUGGAAGCUGAAGAUAGAAACUUCACAUCUGGCUUAGAAGACUCUCCUGAGCCUCUGGACAUGGCCGAGAUCAAGGAGAAAAUCUGCAACUACUUGUUCAAAGUGUCUAACUCCUCCGCCCUAAAUGUGGCCAAAAAUAUUGGCUUCAGCAAGGCCCGAGAUGUAAAUGCGGUGCUGAUUGAUUUGGAAAGGCAGGGGGAUGUCUACAGGCAGGGGGCAACCCCUCCCAUAUGGUAUCUGACAGACAAGAAGCGAGAGAGGAUGCAGAUCAAGAGAAACACAAACAGCGUCCCCGAAACCGCUCCAGCGGCCGUCCCUGCCACCAAAAGAAACACAGAGCUCCCCGCUUGCAACUUACCCAGGUCCGAUGCCGCGAAUAACAUGGUCACAGAAAAAGUGGAGAAUGGGCAAGAGCCUGCCAUAAAGUUAGAAAGUAGGCAGGAGGCCAGGCCAGAACCAGCGAGGCCAAAACCGCCCGUUUAUCACAAUGGCCCCUCCAAAGCAGGGUAUGUUGACUUUGAAAAUGGCCAGUGGGCCACAGAUGACAUCCCAGAUAAUUUGAAUAGUAUCCACGCAGCGCCAGGUGAGUUUCGAGCCAUCAUGGAGAUGCCCUCCUUCUACAGUCAUGGCUUGCCACGGUGUUCACCCUACAAGAAGCUGACAGAGUGCCAGCUGAAGAACCCCAUCAGUGGGCUGUUAGAGUACGCUCAGUUUGCCAGCCAGACCUGUGAGUUCAACCUGAUAGAACAGAGCGGACCACCCCACGAGCCUCGGUUUAAAUUCCAGGUUGUCAUCAGUGGCCGAGAGUUCCCCCCAGCUGAGGCUGGCAGCAAGAAAGUGGCCAAGCAGGAUGCAGCCAUGAAAGCCAUGACUAUUCUGCUCCAAGAAGCCAAAGCCAAAGACAGUGGAAAAUCAGAGGACUCGUCCUGCUCUUCUGCGGAGAAAGACUCGGAGAAGGCUGCAGAGCCUCAGCCCAGUGCUCCUUCAGCAGUACCCCUGUUUUCUGGGAAGAGUCCUGUCACUACGUUGCUUGAGUGUGUGCACAAACUGGGGAGCUCCUGUGAAUUCCGUCUCCUGUCUAAAGAAGGCCCUGCCCAUGACCCCAAGUUCCAGUACUGUGUUGCAGUGGGUUCCCAGACUUUCCCCACUGCAAGUGCCCCCAGCAAGAAAGUGGCAAAGCAGAUGGCGGCGGAGGAAGCCAUGAAAGCCCUGCAGGAGGAGGCAGCCAACCCCACCGCCUCUGAUGACCAGUCCGGCAGUUCAAACACAGAGUCCCUUGAGGCCUUGGAGUCUGGCCUACCCAGCAAAGUGCGGAAGGUCGGGGAGCUCGUCAGGUACCUGAACACCAACCCCGUGGGCGGCCUGCUGGAAUAUGCCCGCUCCCAUGGCUUUGCUGCAGAGUUCAAGUUGGUUGACCAGUCCGGACCUCCUCAUGAGCCCAAGUUUGUUUACCAAGCAAAAGUUGGAGGUCGCUGGUUCCCAGCCGUCUGCGCACACAGCAAGAAGCAAGGCAAACAGGAAGCAGCAGAUGCGGCUCUCCGUGUCUUGAUUGGGGAGAACGAGAAGGCAGAACGCAUGGGUUUCACAGAGGUAACCCCAGUGACAGGGGCCAGUCUCAGAAGAACUAUGCUCCUCCUCUCCAGGUCCCCAGAGGCACAGCCAAAGACACUUCCUCUCACCGGCAGCACGUUCCACGACCAGAUCGCCAUGCUGAGCCACCGGUGCUUCAACGCUCUCACCAACAGCUUCCAGCCCUCCCUGCUGGGUCGCAAGAUCCUGGCUGCCAUCAUUAUGAAGAAGGACUCUGAUGAUAUGGGUGUCGUCGUCAGCCUGGGGACUGGGAAUCGCUGUGUGAAAGGAGACUCUCUCAGCCUGAAGGGAGAGACGGUCAAUGACUGCCACGCCGAAAUCAUCUCCCGGAGAGGCUUCAUCAGGUUUCUCUACAGCGAGUUAAUGAAGUACAACCCCCAGACUGCGAAGGAAAGUAUAUUUGAGCCUGCUAGGGGAGGAGAAAAGCUCCAGAUAAAAAAGACGGUUUCAUUUCAUCUCUAUAUCAGCACUGCUCCCUGUGGGGACGGCGCGCUCUUCGACAAGUCCUGCAGUGACCGUAAUGUGGAGAGUACAGAUUCUCGCCACUACCCCGUCUUUGAGAAUCCCAAGCAAGGCAAGCUCCGCACCAAGGUGGAGAACGGUGAAGGCACAAUCCCUGUGGAAUCCAGUGACAUUGUGCCCACGUGGGAUGGCAUCCGACUUGGGGAGAGGCUCCGAACCAUGUCUUGUAGUGACAAAAUCCUGCGCUGGAAUGUGCUGGGCCUGCAGGGAGCCCUGCUGACCCACUUCCUGCAGCCCGUGUAUCUCAAGUCUGUCACACUUGGUUACCUUUUCAGCCAAGGGCACCUGACCCGCGCCAUCUGCUGCCGUAUGACAAGAGAUGGAAGUGCAUUUGAGGAGGGACUGCGGAAGCCCUUCAUUGUCAACCAUCCCAAGGUUGGCCGAGUCAGUGUCUAUGACUCCAAAAGGCAGUCCGGCAAGACCAAGGAGACGAGCGUCAACUGGUGUCUGGCUGAUGGCUACGAGCUAGAGAUCCUGGACGGAACCAGAGGCACCGUGGACGGGCCACGGAAUGAACUGUCCCGGGUCUCCAAAAAGAAUAUUUUUCUUCUAUUUAAGAAGCUCUGCUCCUUCCGCUACCGCAGAGAUUUACUGAAACUCUCCUAUGGUGAGGCCAAGAAAGCUGCCCGUGACUACGAGACGGCCAAGAACUACUUCAAAAAGAGCCUGAAGGACAUGGGCUACGGGAACUGGAUAAGCAAGCCCCAGGAGGAAAAGAACUUUUACCUCUGCCCGGUACCCAGUGACUGAUGUAUUGGUGGGGGGGAGUCUUUGAAGUGGGGUGAGAGAGGUAGGUCGUAGCAUUCCUUAUCACAUUGGUCAAGGGUUUGGGGCUUUUUGUUUUUUUAUCCUUUUUUUUUUUAAAUAGUACCAUAAUUGGUGAUACUGAGAACUUUGGGUUCCCAUUUAACCUGCUUUUUUGGGGAUUGCUAGGUGGAGUCUAGCCAGGCCCCUUCUUUUUUCCCAGAUGAAGAGGCAGAAUCCUAUGGGGAGAGAAGAGGGAGCUGUCUCUCCGUGCACAGUGUGACCGGUCACUGAGCGCCUGCAGUCCACUGCCUCCUAGAUUCGUUUUAGGUGUUUUCCUUUUCCUUUCUGUUUGCUACACUGACCUCUUGUGGUCUUGAUUAGGUUCUAAUCAAUUCUCCAUAAAUCGUGUCAGGGACUGAUAAUCUCAUUUAUCGAUUCAGCACCCCCCCCCGAGAUUCCUUCCUUGUGAUCAUGAAGUUUCUCCUCCCCACCCCCAAGGGUGCAGGGGGGGAUGGAAGAAACCUACUUUCUCAUCCAUCCAAGUGCUUUCAUUUUGCCAUGAUGAAAUUUGCCAAAUUCUGAUGGCUUCAGAACUUGGUCAUGGGCAAACACAGAUCUGAGCUCUUCCUGCCUACUGGGGGUCUUUCUGGAGUCGACCCACAAGGAGGUACCUGUAGACGCCGCGAGGUGGGAUCCUCUGUCCACACUUCCACUCACCACCAACUCACGGGCGGGGCCUUUGGCCUUUCUGUGGAGCGCAGCUUUGGGGCCAGGCGGGCCCAGCGUGCGCCGCGGGAUGCAGAGACACUGCCUUCUCUGGCUGGGCCUGCUCCUUGCUGUAGAGGCGCUGCACCCAGGACCUCCUCCCCCUCACCCAGCACACCGCCCAGCUUGGCCUGCCCCCCCUCCUCCACAGCGGAGCCAUUCGCAGCCCCACUUUUCGUUCUUGGGGCUCCUAUAGCCUCUGUACUUUUGACCAAAAGUGGACCCUACUAGGCAAACCUGAGUUUGGGAAACACCAAGGAUGUCUUUAUAGCACACCCAGACUUCCCAAGGAGCCGGCAGGAAAACGGGGCCUGAGGGCGUGUCCGCGUGGCAGGGCGGGGAGGCUGCUCCCCUGGGCUCCCCGCGCAGGGUCUCCCUGCCGGUGCAUUGACGUGGUGGCCGCUGCUGCGUCUCGGGCAUUAGAAUCUCCGGCAGAGCUGUCUCAGCCGCCUCCUGUUCGCCGCGAGCUGGGGGCCCUCAGGAAACCAGAGCCCAUGCCCUCCCCUCUGUCUCCAGCGACCCCGGGGGCAUCUGGUUUCCGGCGUGGGAGGAGCCGCAGCCCCGCCGCACCCCCACCUCCGCCCCCCAUCACACAGGACGGAGGAGGCUCCACCCCGUGUUCUCAUCUUUGUUUUUAAUCAGCAGGAUCCCGCCCCCACUUUCUUUUUAAUGAUUUCUGUAGCUGACUCGUCUGAACUGUGGCUGUUGUGCAUUCUUUGAAUAAUCACUUGUAAAAAGUGUCCAUGCUUGAAGCUAUUUCCUUUACUCGAGCUGAGGGGACUUUGUUGGUUUUGGGGUCUUGGCAGUGACUCCCAGAACAGAGCGGGGAAGAGCCCAGCACAGGCUUGGGUGCCAUGAUGGCUGCAGCCCGGUUUUAUGGUUCCGCUUUUAUGUGAUCCUUGAUAACAGUGACUAACAAUAUACAUUCCUCCUAAAUAAAAGAGAAAAGAAUCUA
Molecule: messenger RNA, 5398 nt
Organism: Lepus europaeus (European hare)
Lineage: Eukaryota; Metazoa; Chordata; Mammalia; Lagomorpha; Leporidae
Gene: ADAR
Product: adenosine deaminase RNA specific
Exons: 15
Coding region: 133-3681 (1182 amino acids)
Biological process (GO): adenosine to inosine editing; RNA processing
Cellular component (GO): nucleolus; cytoplasm
Molecular function (GO): double-stranded RNA binding; tRNA-specific adenosine deaminase activity; double-stranded RNA adenosine deaminase activity
Source: RefSeq, a predicted model, not a curated record